Molecule: messenger RNA, 1514 nt
Organism: Saprolegnia parasitica CBS 223.65
Lineage: Eukaryota; Oomycota; Saprolegniomycetes; Saprolegniales; Saprolegniaceae
Exons: 5
Coding region: 90-1469 (459 amino acids)
Biological process (GO): transmembrane transport
Cellular component (GO): membrane
Molecular function (GO): transmembrane transporter activity
Source: RefSeq, a predicted model, not a curated record
GACAAAUCGAACUUUGACGUCGAGAGGAGACCAGGGCCAGUGGCAGCAGCAGAAGCAGCAGCAGCAGCGUCGUCAGCCGUAUCAACACCAUGACGAUCCACACCGAUGUAGAGAAGGACCCGAUUUUGCGCCGGCCGUCGACGAGCCGGCGCCAGCUCGGGAUCCUGCCCGUGGCGCUCAUCACGUAUUUCAACGUGUCGGGCGGCCCGUGGGGCAGCGAGCCCAUCAUCGCGUCGUGCGGGCCGCUCAUCGGGAUCCUCGCGGUCUCGAUCUUCCCGUGGAUCUGGUGCAUGCCAUUGGCCCUCGUCUACGCCGAGCUCUUUAGCGCCUUCCCGACCGACUCGAGCUUUUGUACAUGGGUCGGCAUGGCCUUUGGCCGCCCCAUGGGCUUCCACGUCGGCUACUGGUCGUGGGUCGCCGGCGUCAUUGACAAUGCGAUUUAUCCGUGCCUCAUUGUCGACUCGCUCUUUGGCCUUCUCAACGGCAACCUCGACGGCGACGGCGGCGACGACGGGCUCUCGUUCGGCACCAAGUUUGGCGCGCGCGUCGCGAUCGCCAUCUUGUUUAUGAUCCCGACCCUCACGAGCAUCAAGAUGGUCGGCAACACGAUGCUCUUCCUUGCCAUCAUCGUCGCGAUGCCUUUCCUCGUCAUGGUGUUUGUCGCCAUUCCGCAGAUCGAGCCGUCCAACUGGUUUGUCAUUUCGGACGAGCGCAACUGGACCCAACUCAUCAGCGUCCUGUACUGGAACUACUCUGGCUUUGACGCGGCCGGCGCCUACGCGGGCGAGAUCCAGGACCCGAAGCGCACGUAUCCCAAAGCCAUGAUGCUCACAGUUGUGCUCAUUGCGUUCACGUACAUCAUCCCGUUCGUCGCCAUCUCGGGCGCUGACAAGCCUCACUACACGACAUGGACCGACGGCUCGUACUCGCAGAUCGCCCAAGGCAUUGGCGGCGUCUGGCUCUGCGUCUGGGUGUUGAUUUCCAACUUCUUCGGCAACCUGGGCUUGUACAUAGCCGAGAUGACCAAAGACGGGUUCCAGCUCGCGGGCAUGGCCGACUCGGGUCUCGCGCCGUCGUUCUUCGCCGUGCGCCAUGGCCCCAACGGCGUGCCCCGCCGGUCGAUCUUUCUGUCGUUCUCGAUCAUUGUGGUCAUGUGCCUCUUUGACUUUGAGACGAUUCUGGGCGUCGACAACUUUCUCAACGCGCUCGCGAGCGUCGUGGAGAUUUGUGCCGCCGUGCGCAUGCGCUACACGCACCCCGAGAUUGACCGUCCGUACAAAGUCGCGCUCUCGGAUCAAAACCUGGCAAUCGCGAUGGUGCUACCGCUCUGCGUCGGCUGCUACGUCGUGUGGAACGAACUGCUCAUCAACACGGUGACGCUCGUGCUGUGCACGCUCGCGCUCGUCAUUGGCGCCAUCAUGCAGCGCUUCUUGGAACACGCGCACCCGCACACGUUCAUGCACGUCUAGCACCCGCCACUUGCCAUGUACACCAACCAAUAUAUAGCAAGCACC